Molecule: messenger RNA, 745 nt
Organism: Triticum aestivum (bread wheat)
Lineage: Eukaryota; Viridiplantae; Streptophyta; Magnoliopsida; Poales; Poaceae
Product: histone H2B.2-like
Exons: 1
Coding region: 83-544 (153 amino acids)
Cellular component (GO): nucleosome
Molecular function (GO): DNA binding; structural constituent of chromatin; protein heterodimerization activity
Source: RefSeq, a predicted model, not a curated record
UUCACAUCUGCAAUUCCCCACCUCCGAGCCAAACACCUCGUCCCUCACUCCCACUUCCACCUUCGAAGCUCCAGCGGCAGCCAUGGCCCCCAAGGCAGACAAGAAGCCGGCCGCCGAGAACAAGGUCGAGAAAGCGGCGGAGAAGACCCCCGCGGGCAAGAAGCCCAAGGCCGAGAAGCGGCUGCCGGCAGGCAAGACGGCGUCCAAGGAGGCCGGCGGCGAGGCCAAGACGAGGGGCCGGAAGAAGGGCAGCAAGGCCAAGAAGGGCGUGGAGACGUACAAGAUCUACAUCUUCAAGGUGCUGAAGCAGGUGCACCCGGACAUCGGCAUCUCCUCCAAGGCCAUGUCCAUCAUGAACUCCUUCAUCAACGACAUCUUCGAGAAGCUCGCCGGCGAGUCCGCCAAGCUCGCCCGCUACAACAAGAAGCCCACCAUCACCUCCAGGGAGAUCCAGACCUCCGUUCGCCUGGUCCUCCCCGGCGAGCUCGCCAAGCACGCCGUCUCUGAGGGCACCAAGGCUGUCACCAAGUUCACCUCCUCUUAGACUGACGCUGCGUCGCUUGUUAUGACAGAUGUAGUUGGCUGCUGUUUUCUUCUGUUAGUGGUCGCUGACUCUGCUUAUGUAUCUCCGACUAGUGGUAGGAAUGGUCCUCUCUGUGCUGGAUGAUUGCCAACGCUUCGUUGGCUCGUUGGUUGUGAGAACUGAAGUUGCUAAUCUAUCUGAAUGUUAUUGUUUCAAGUAGUA